AUGUCCGCACCUCUCUCUCCCUUAACGCCCUCGCGCCAGAAUUCACAGCCCUUUUCCCCAGGAAUUAGUGGUCUGGUCGCGCGGGAGGAUGUCGUUGAUAAUAUGGUCGCGUCAAAUGAUAGACUAGAAAAUAGCUUCUCAAGCCCAAGAAAAAUGGUUGACGAUCUGAGCGCAGAUGCCGAAAGGCGUCAGAGCUACACUGCCACACAAGAGCCGAACGAGCAGGACCUAGAUUAUGAUAACACCGAUCCCAUACUACCGCCUAGCUCGCCAUUUCAAUAUGAUGCUAGGGAUGAUACAGUCGACUUCCAGAUGCUCCGGAGCCAACAAUUGUCGACGACCCCAAGGAAACGUUCUUACGAACAUGUACCCGAGGACGAUGUGUUAGAUGAUAGAUACAGGAAAGGCACUGCUCGAAGAGAUAUGCCGGACAUCAGUGUCUAUACCGAUGAGGACGCCAGCAUCAAUAAUGAACAAAGCAUCAGAGAAAGUGUUGGACUAGAGAUUGGUAACAGCCUCAUGGAAGAAAAGCACCACGAAGGAAUGAGCACAGUGAUCCACGAGAACAAUGACAAUGAUGCCUCGAACGAAAAGGAGGGUAAGAGCCUGCACGAAAAUGAUGAUAUGAUUGACGACACAAACGAUUCCAUGGAUGAAACAUGCCUCAGCACGUUUUCCGCUGUUACCAAUGUCGACAUGACAUCAUUCGCACAUCUACGGGGCGACUCACCGUUGAAGGCCAGACAAGCCCUUCCGAGUAGCCCUAACCAGCCCAGCUUUUUCCCGCGCAAACGCUACAGCAUGCAAAAUGAGCGGUACUCUCCGUCACGGCGAUCACCAUUAAGGACUGUCCGGGAAUCAACCAGGUCACCUGCAAAAGUGUCAUUACUCGACUUUGAUCUCCCUGCUGCUCCAACCCCCCGAUCCAUCCCUUCAGUGACACCACGGGAGCUCGAGUCUCUGAAGUCCGGUUUUCUUUCAGAGAUUUCUUCGCUCAAAGCUACGCUAAGUGGCAAAGAGGCGGAAGUUGCCAGUCUUAAGCAGGCUGUUGCAGACGCCGAACGGCGUGUUGGAGAGACAUCAGAGGAGGUUCGGAAUGAAGCUGCCCGGAGGGAGACCUUAGAAAUUGAACAAGCUGAGUGGCAGAGAAGAGGUCAGGAGAUGGAAGAUGUCUUGCAAUCUGUCAAGGCUGAAAUGAUGGAAGGUGAGCGGGAGAGAGAACAGUUGAUGAGACGAGCCGAGGAAAUGGAGAAGGGCAAGGAGCAGUUAGAAAGCAGGGUGGUUGAACUAGAGACACAAUUGAGCUCGGCUCGCAAACCAGCGUCGAACGACAAGGAUGCCUCUGAACGUGCGCAAUUCGGCAAGACUGCCGAGGAAACGGCGAAGGAAGUUCAAGAUGCCGUUGAGAAGGUCGCCCGUGAACUUCACACACUCUAUAAGAGCAAACAUGAGACCAAGGUUGCUGCCUUGAAGAAAAGCUAUGAAGCACGUUGGGAUAAACGACUGCGAGAGGCUGAGAACAAGCUAAAAUCAGCUUAUGAAGACAACGAGCGACUCAAGGUUGAGCGGGAUGCAGCUCUUUCGGAAGUCUCCCAGCCUGAUCUUAGCAUGAUCACGCGGGAGAAGGACGAGCAUGAAGCAGAGAAACGUGUCCUAGAGGCUCAAAUCAAGGGUCUACAGCAGGAAUUGGGCGCGCUCAAAGAUGACAGUGAGCGAUUGCACCAUGAGCUGAAAAUCGAACGGGCUGAGAAAGGCGAGCUCGUCGCUGCUGUGGAUGAGUGGUUAGCAAUCCAGCAGAAUCAGCCGUCAACCCAGGAUGGCCCUCAGUCCCCAAGACCGCAGGCGGAUACUUCUCCCGAGCCAACGCCAGUUGAGGUUGCGUCGGAGGACUUCAGACAAAGCAUUAGCCGCAGUAGUUCAAGCAGCAUACGUCCCCCGAGCACGGCGUCUAGCAACGGUGAAAAGAAGAUACCAAGGAUUCCAGCACCGGGAAACCGACAGGCCCGCGGGAACAGUGGAGGAAAGUCUGGAAUUGCUGUCUUCACCCCAGGUCGCAGUGGUAUCAUGGGCUCGAUAGAGCGAAUGGGUCGCGGUGGUGUGUGA
Molecule: messenger RNA, 2103 nt
Organism: Aspergillus nomiae NRRL 13137
Lineage: Eukaryota; Fungi; Ascomycota; Eurotiomycetes; Eurotiales; Aspergillaceae
Exons: 2
Coding region: 1-2103 (700 amino acids)
Biological process (GO): mitotic spindle organization; cell population proliferation
Cellular component (GO): cytoplasm
Source: RefSeq, a predicted model, not a curated record